UUUCCUGCAGAUGGCACCAGAGUUUCUGCCUCCACUCCAAUGUCUGUUCUGCUAACAAAUAACUUUUAAUUAGUCAUUAAUGAGACAAAGUAUUCUGUAAUACCUCCGAAAAAAGACCAGGUGUGCAGCGAGCAGUCUACAGAGAUGGACAGUGUGAAAGACCUGAUCCAAAGGCUUUAUGUGGCGUUACAUGUAGAAAAUCACCAGCUCAUCAGAGAACAGGAACUCCUGGAGAAACUGGAAGAGCUAAACGACCAGCGACAAAUUAUUGAACAGACGAGGUCGCAGUUAUAUCUGAAAGCUGAAGCUAAAUCCAGUCGAUUCAUGUGGACAGCUUUGGGUUUGAUGGCCACUCAAGGUGGAGCAUUGGCUUGGCUAACAUGGUGGGUCUACUCCUGGGACAUCAUAGAGCCCGUCACCUACUUCAUCACAUAUGGGAGUUCUUUGGCCUUUUACGCAUACUUCCUCAUCACGCGCCAGGCCUUCACGGGGUUAAAGGCUCCUGUACCCGAUUGGCCUAGCUGCAUCAUGUGA
Messenger RNA from Amblyraja radiata (thorny skate), 534 nucleotides. RefSeq names its product calcium uniporter regulatory subunit MCUb, mitochondrial-like. Gene Ontology annotation, cellular component: uniplex complex. Gene Ontology annotation, molecular function: calcium channel inhibitor activity. The transcript has 4 exons. NCBI's taxonomy places the organism in Eukaryota, Metazoa, Chordata, Chondrichthyes, Rajiformes, Rajidae. The annotation marks the transcript as partial. The record is from RefSeq and is a predicted model, not a curated record. Gene Ontology annotation, biological process: mitochondrial calcium ion homeostasis; calcium import into the mitochondrion.